GGUUUUCGUUAUUCUCAUAUGUUGCAAUAAGUUCCACAAGCAAGACUUUCCUCUUCCAAUAACAAUCUCCAUUGGGCUUCGCCCUCCAUUUAAACAAAAAAUAACAAUCUCCAUUAGUCUAGGCGUGUGUUAGGGAGCGUUUCUUUUUUAAACAGAGCAAUUACAGUCUCUCUUAAUUACUUGUAAAUGAUCCAUCCUCUAUUGUGGGUAGUUUUUAUCAGACAAAAUCUUCAUCCUUAAUAACUCCGAACCUUCAAUUCCAAUCAAUCACCACCGGAAAGUUUGGGGGCUUGAUUUUCGCUCCUUUAAAGUUUGCAGCGUCGGUAUGAAAAUGUGAAAUUCCAGAGCAGAAGAGUCAUGUCUUUUUGUGGGUUAAGUGUUGCUCUGAGCCUUGUGUUUGGGGGGUGCCUUGUGCUGGCUGUGGUUGCACAGCUUUACUACUUCUUGUGGUGGAAGAAGAGAAAACACUUGGAUAUUGAAAUGGGUGUGGGAAAUUAUGCAAAAAGGUUGUCUUUUUGGGGUUGCUGGACAAAACCGUGCUCCAUGCAUGACGCGUCCACCAACCCCGUGGAUCUCUGGCCACAGAUUGUUGUGGCCAGAGACACCGAAACUCCAGGUCGUGAACCGGACCUAGAGUUAGGUGUUGGCGGUAAUGAUUUGGUGGCUAAGCCCUGUGGGGAAGAAAGUGUGGAGGUAGAAUUGAUGAGGCUGCACAAUUUGGCUGGUCCACCAAGGUUUCUCUACACAAUCACGGAGGAAACUGAAGAGGAUUUGGAAUCUGAAGAUAUUAGCAUAAAGGGUUCUAGAACAAGGAGCUUGAGUGAUUUUGAUUCACCCUUUCUUACCCCUAUGGCUUCCUCGCCGUUGAAGUGUUCUUUGGACAAUAUUGAUUCUUACAACAAGCAUCAAGGGUUCAAUCCUCUGUUUGAAUCAUCAGCAGAAUCAGAGUUCAACAGGUUUCGAUCUUCGCCGCCUCCAAAACUCAAGUUCUUGAGGGAAGCAGAGGAUAAAUUGUAUCGAAAAUUGAUUGAAGAAGGUCGGAGAAAGGCGAUGCAGAAUUCAUCUCAGGUUCUUCCCUUGGCAUCUUCUCCUACAACAUUCAGAACGGAAUUGCAUUAGCUCCUUAGAAUUUGGUCUCUGUUAUUUUAUUUCACUUUUCUUAUUGUUUAGUCAAUUUUUCUAGAUGACUCCUGCGAUAAUUUAGUAAUUUUUUUAUGUUUAACAAAGCAUUUUGAUUCAUUUUUCUUGGA
This is a messenger RNA of Lotus japonicus, 1250 nucleotides long. RefSeq lists its product as uncharacterized. The transcript has a single exon. Lineage: Eukaryota; Viridiplantae; Streptophyta; Magnoliopsida; Fabales; Fabaceae. The record is from RefSeq and is a predicted model, not a curated record. The coding region runs from base 358 to 1119 and encodes 253 amino acids.